This is a messenger RNA of Salvia miltiorrhiza (redroot sage), 1203 nucleotides long. Its product is annotated as two-component response regulator ARR1-like. Gene Ontology annotation, molecular function: DNA-binding transcription factor activity; DNA binding. NCBI's taxonomy places the organism in Eukaryota, Viridiplantae, Streptophyta, Magnoliopsida, Lamiales, Lamiaceae. The record is from RefSeq and is a predicted model, not a curated record. Gene Ontology annotation, biological process: phosphorelay signal transduction system; regulation of DNA-templated transcription. Gene Ontology annotation, cellular component: nucleus. The coding region runs from base 1 to 1203 and encodes 400 amino acids. The transcript has 6 exons.
AUGCAUGAAAUCCAUGUUUUGUUAGUUGAUCAUGACGCAGAAGCCCUAAACAUAGCAAAACAGCUCGAAAUGUGGCAGUAUAAAGUGAGUUGUGCUGAACUUGCUUCUCCUGCUAUACCGAUGCUUGCAAAUGCGAAAUUCGAUGUUGUGAUGGCAAACAUCAACUCUCCUGAUCCCCAUGGAUUUAAGCUACUUCUACAACAUGCACUCAACAUGUGGAUGGCCGAUGAUGAUAAUGCGUUCGUGGCGAUGAGGGCCCUCGAAAAUGGAGCAUUCCUUUGCAUCAAGAAGCCUCCACCAAUGGAGUUUCUCAGAAGCCUAUGGCAACAUGUUAUGAGGGAGAAGGCAAGAAUGAUUAGGGAGAGGGAUAUCUUAGUUGCAUCCAACAACCUCGGAUCAGUACGAGGAAUCGAGUUUAGGGAAGUGGUCCACCAUAGGAGUGAAAAUCCUAACCCUAAACCUAAUCCUAACUCUAACCCUAACCCUAAUAUGAUGAUGAAGAACAAGGGCAAAUUUAAGACUCGGAGUAGAGGUAGAUAUGACGAUUACGACGGAGAGUAUGAUUCAGAUAACAAUAUUAUGAGCCAAAAUGGUAAUGUGAGGAGAAAGAUGUGUACCGAGUGGACUCAAGAGCUGCACGCCAAGUUCAUGAAUGCAGUCGAACAACUUGGUGAAGGAAGGUGUUUCCCAAAAGAGAUCUUAGAGUUGAUGAACGAGCCCGGCUUAACCAGAAUGCAAGUCGCAAGCCAUCUCCAAAAAUGUCGCAAUGAUAACUGGCGAUCUCCGGAAGAGCGAAAGCCAACCCUUCAAACUAGUCAUCACUCAUCUCCAAACUGCAGUAACCGGACCCAAUCCAAGCCAAGACGGUUCGGGUCAAUGCCCCUAGUGAACAAACCAUCCAUCCAACAAGAAACGGGUCAAAGCUCCGAGACCCUUUGGGAACCCAACAAUGGGGCAAAAAUGGAAAAUGGGUCGACUAUGAUUAAUAAUACUCCUCACCAUUAUGGAUCCAACCCUAGGCAUGCAUCCGAUGAAUACUUUAAUUUUCCGGAUAUGGAUAGCCUUAUCCAUGACUUUUCGGGAAGGCAACAAGAGCCCGAGAUCGAUAACCCGAGCCCCGUCCAAGAAGUAUAUCAAGUUGACCCGGCUUAUAACGAUGACAAGAACUCCGGUGAAGCAAGUAUGAAAACCAAGAGCCAUUGA